This is a messenger RNA of Owenia fusiformis, 1817 nucleotides long. Lineage: Eukaryota; Metazoa; Annelida; Polychaeta; Sabellida; Oweniidae. The record is from the annotation of a GenBank genome assembly.
AUAUUCACCGUAGCAUAGAGUGGUUGUAAGCAACACUUAUAGAUAAGCAAAACGAAACUGAUGUCACCAAUAAGAAAAAAAAACAAAAACAACUUUUAUGAUGAUGAGAAGAACCAUUGAUUCAAAAAAUGGCUUCCGAUUUUUUAUGGAUUACUUUUGUUGUAUUAUCUAACUUCUACCACUACACUACAUCAAAAAGCAUAGAUAACUGCCAUCAAGCCAAAUAUAUAUGUGUGAGAAACGAACAUUAUGACUUUGCUCCUAAUUGUUCAAAAAUUGGAACACCUUUGCAGCUUAUUAACAAACGAAAUUGUCUCAUGUCGGCAUGCUUGAAUAACAGUAACGUGGUAAUAUAUAAUACAAAAAGGUUUAGUUGUUCUAUGUACAGCUGUGAAUCAAACAGUGAUGGAACUGAUUGGGCAUAUGAUUGGAAAAAUGGCAUGGACAAUGUGGGCAAACCUUUCAUAUUUGCUUUUGUUUUACCACAUCCUUCUCAACAAAUGUGUCAUAACUCAUACUUCAUCCAAAAGAUCUUUAAAACUUUGAAUAUCCACAACAUUUGUCCUAAUAUUACAACAUAUAAGGCAGUAAAUGAUGUUGAGAGAUGUAUGUCAACUGCAUGUGAUGAGAAUGCAGAUGUUUUAGACUUUUCAGAUGGCACAUGUAAAAUAAUGAAUUGUAAGAAAUGGUUUUACCAUGACCUAUCGCCAAUGAAAAUGUUGAAUAAAUCAGUUGUAUUUACCAAGUCGAGCAGGCUAGAUGAAGUUUUUCUGCAUAAUAUACAGAGAACUAAAUCAACAAGAAAAUUUACAACUAAAAAUUUCGAAAUGACAAUGAAUGAUAAAAGCUUAUUAAAAACUAUCACUGAUGUGAGUUCUUUUGACACCAUGCCGAGGGAUCAGAAUGACGUUUCUCAAGAUAUGAAACCAAGAGCCACAAAAUCAACAAUUAAAAGUUUUGAUGUGGCAAUAACUGAUAAAAGUAUAUCAGACAUUGAAACGAGAAAAAGUAUCACUGAUGUUAGAUCUACUUUUUCCACAGAGGAAAUGAAACCUGAUCAAUCACAAAAUCUGGACAUCAAAGUACUUCCCUUGAUUAUAAUUGGGCCAUCCUCAGGAUUGAUUGCUCUAAUAGUGGGAUGUGUAAUUCGACAACGAUUCAAAAGACUUGCGGCAUCAAAGGUGACCUCGGAGAUUUCUUCAGAUUUCCCAUCUUCUGAGUUUUCCAUACACUCUUCAGAUAUUCCAUCUGGCAGAAAUUCUGGAGCUUCAUCCUAUGUUUAUGCAUCGCUAGAUGAGUCAAAGAUGCUUCCACAGCAGUUUUUUCAAAAUAUGACAAAUCAUUUAUGGGAAAGUGAUUCUUUCCAAGCAGGAGAAUCAAAUCAUCUUGAAAUAUCUGGUGCAAGUGCCAGAAUUGACCCCACGACAAAUGAUAUGGGUGAAACAGUACCCUUACGAGGGAUGCAUCCUGAAGAAAGUGAACAAUAGGCAUACAUUAUUAUGGCUUUUGGGAUAUUAAUUCAUUAAUGAUUAAGAAACCUAUCCAUGUGUAAUUCUAAUCUCAAUUUACUUUAAAGGAUUGGUAUCGAUAUGGCGAACUGAAUUCAACGUUGUUUUUCUUUUGAACUAAUUAUUGAAAACUGAAGAAUGAAAUACAAUAGCUUUCUGAACCUUGUUGGAACAAAAUAGCUUAUACAACAUUUUCUUACACUUCUCAAUAUCAAAUUUGGUUGAUUUAACAAAAAAGUAUUAAAACAAAAAACUAAAAAAAAAAUAAAAAAAAAAAUAAAAAAAGUAAACCUUUUAUUUCAUUAACAA